AUGCGAGUUCGUGAGAGUCUUCCAACAAUCUGCGGAAAAGCACCCUCUGCCUACCCUACUGCCAAUUCCACACCAAAUCCUCUCGUUGUGACGCAGGCAGUUGAGAACUCCCCCACUCUCUGCAAGGUCUGCGUUAUUCCUAUACACCUCAAGACCUCCAUCUUGGGGCGGCAAUCCCGCCACGAUAUCCAAGCCCCUGGAGAUUCGGCUCAUCCUGGUCGAUUGAAACCUUGCCAAAUAUUACCGUUGACCAGGAUGAGCCCAUAUCGCCAAAGGAAUAGGACCUCCCGCGUUAGAUCGCGCUACGAAACAGCGACUCGUUCUUGA
Molecule: messenger RNA, 327 nt
Organism: Botrytis fragariae
Lineage: Eukaryota; Fungi; Ascomycota; Leotiomycetes; Helotiales; Sclerotiniaceae
Exons: 1
Coding region: 1-327 (108 amino acids)
Source: RefSeq, a predicted model, not a curated record